AUGCCCGCGGCAGACUUUGAGACCUUCCUCAACUCGGUCAAGUCCGAGUCGUUCUCCGAUGGCAAGAUGGAAAAAGUGCGCAUGGUCUCCAAGACCGCGCGGUUCUCGUGUGAGCAGGCAGGUCGUCUCCUUGACGCCCUUAGCUUCGACUCGGACAAGAUCGACAUGGCCGUCCUCCUCCAUCCGACCCUUGUCGACGCCCACAACUUCUACCAGGUUCUUGACCACCUGGGCUUUGACUCGUCCAAGAACGAUGUCCGCUCGCGGCUGGGCCUCUAG
Messenger RNA from Thecamonas trahens ATCC 50062, 279 nucleotides. RefSeq lists its product as uncharacterized. The coding region runs from base 1 to 279 and encodes 92 amino acids. The transcript has a single exon. NCBI's taxonomy places the organism in Eukaryota, Apusomonadida, Apusomonadidae. The record is from RefSeq and is a predicted model, not a curated record.